Molecule: messenger RNA, 771 nt
Organism: Linum trigynum
Lineage: Eukaryota; Viridiplantae; Streptophyta; Magnoliopsida; Malpighiales; Linaceae
Source: the annotation of a GenBank genome assembly
AUGAUAUUUCUUAACCGUAUAGAGUUCCUGUUGUCGCUCAAUGUUAUCUUUGUUCUGUACAGAAGGAGAAGCAGCUCUAUUACUCCACGGCGCCGCAGGUCUCGCUCUCCAAAACAAAGACGCCAUAAACUUCGUUCACCAACUCCAAGGCGCCCUAAGAAGCAUAGAAGCAGGAGUUUCUCCUUGUCUCCUACUCGUGAUUCUUCUAUUCCAAGUCCUGGGCAUACGGAGCUGAAAAUAAACAGUCAAAAGGAUCGAAAAGAAGAAGAUGAGGAGAGGAAAAGGCAGCAACAUGAAGCAGAGGUUAAGCUAGUAGUAGAAGAGACAGCAAAGAGGUUGGAAGAAGCUAUCCAGAGGAAAGUUGAGGAGAGCUUGGCCUCUGAGGAGAUUAAGCAGUAUUUACAACGACAUUUAAACGAAGGACGGAAAGCACUAAUGGAUGAAGUAGCUGCUCAACUUAAGAAAGAAAAGGAAGCUGUUGCUACCGAAACGAGACAAAUUGAGGAAAGAGCACAUAAAGAGAAGGAAAUGCAGGAGAGGAUAGUUGAAGCGAAAGAGAGGAAAGUGGAAGAAGCUCUAAGGAAGGAAGCCCUGGAGCAGAUGAGGAGAGAAGAGGAAAGGUAUAGGGAACUAGAAGAGUUGCAAAGACAGAAGGAGGAAGCAAUGAGAAGAAAGAAACAACAAGAGGAGGAAGAACGUUCAAAACAGAUAAAGUUGUUGGGUAAGAACAAGUCAAGGCCGAAGUUGUCAUUCGCUAUCGGGCCUAAAUAG